Messenger RNA from Glarea lozoyensis ATCC 20868, 1338 nucleotides. RefSeq names its product Ypt/Rab-GAP of gyp1p. The transcript is spliced from 3 exons. The record is from RefSeq and is a predicted model, not a curated record. NCBI's taxonomy places the organism in Eukaryota, Fungi, Ascomycota, Leotiomycetes, Helotiales, Helotiaceae. Bases 1 to 1338 code for a protein of 445 amino acids. Gene Ontology annotation, cellular component: mitotic spindle pole body. Gene Ontology annotation, molecular function: GTPase activator activity. Gene Ontology annotation, biological process: negative regulation of septation initiation signaling; activation of GTPase activity.
AUGUCUACCUCACCUUUAAAAGAAAGCGUUAUCCCCAAACUUCCCCCACCAACCCCAGCUUCAUUGCUGGACCCUCCGAGUCCAAGAACCCAUCGCGCGCUGAGAAGGCUUCAAUCCGCACACUCACUAGGCCAAUCAAAUUCCCAGCCAUCUCUUAUAUCUCAACAACACAAGCAAGCGAUCCAGGCGAAUCAAACAACGUCCGAUAACUCUUCAAUCCCACAACACUCCCGAGGAAGAUCUAAUAGCGAUGCGACAAACAUGAUGCCUCCAAAUUUGGGCGCCGCUGGUAGACGGCCCAUAACCAGCAGGAGACCGGUUGCGGCAGAUGCUUUGUCCUUGGAUCGAUUGAUUAGAGAUGGUCCGCCAGAUGGUGAUUUGGUUGGCGCAUUGGAAAGUGUACGGCUGAAGGUGCUUGGGCAAGGUAUCAAAAGUGAUACAGAUGGCAUGUCAUCUCUGCGAAUAUACGUUUGGCUCAUCCUCCUCAACGGCCCUGUUCUAAAUACCGACGACUACCUUUCCCUCAUUCACCGCGGUGCCUCCCCAGCCUACUCCAAAAUUCGCAACGAUACCUUCCGAACACUGAAAAAAGAUCCCCUCUUCAAACGUCGAGUCAGCGAAGCAAGCAUAAUCCGCCUUCUAAACGCUGUGGCCUGGAAACUGCAUGACGCCAAAGAAGAGCGCGCGGAGAAUUUAAGGCAGUUGACAGGUGGAAAUAUUUCCGAAGCUUCCAGCCCCGAGCUCUCUACUCCUUCAAGGUCCAGAAAUCGAGCUCUUACGUUGACAACUGAGGGUUCUGAUGCUGGAGGCUCGGAGCCAUCUAUUUACGUCCAAGGAAUGAAUGUCAUAGCUGCCCCAUUUCUGUACGCAGCACGCAGUGAAACCGAAGCAUUCGCAGCCUUUUACCGCUUAAUCACAAACGAAUGUCCUGGUUACGUCCGAAGUGCUAUGGAUGGAGUUCACAAAGGGCUUGCGCUAGUCGAUAAGGUGCUUGCGAUUGUAGACCCGAAACUAAGCAUGUAUCUCAUUGGGAAGGGGAUGAGUGCCAAGAUCUACGCAUUUGCUUCAGUCACUACGCUGUGUGCUUGUACACCACCGCUACCACAGGUGCUGAGAGUCUGGGAUUUCUUAUUUGCAUACGGUGUGCACUUGAAUCUCUUGUGUAUUGUUGCACAGCUUGUUAUUUUGAGGAAUUCUAUUUUGAGUUCGCCAAGUCCUACAAAGAUCCUCAGGCAGUUUCCACCUAUAACGGCUGAGACCGUUAUUGAAGUUACGCUGAGCAUUGUGAAGAAGAUUCCAGAUGAUGUGUUUGCGGAGAUUGUGACACAUGCCAAGUAG